CUCUCCAGUGGAACAUUCUCUACAUAAAGUAACUACAAUGACUGGUCGUGGAAAGGGAGGAAAAGGAUUGGGAAAAGGAGGAGCCAAGCGCCAUCGAAAAGUUCUUCGUGACAACAUCCAAGGCAUUACUAAACCAGCUAUUCGUCGUUUGGCUCGCCGAGGAGGUGUUAAACGUAUUUCGGGAUUGAUUUAUGAAGAGACUCGUGGUGUUCUCAAGGUCUUUCUGGAGAAUGUCAUCCGUGAUGCUGUUACCUAUACUGAACACGCCAAGAGGAAGACUGUCACAGCUAUGGAUGUCGUCUACGCACUGAAACGUCAAGGACGCACUCUUUACGGAUUUGGAGGUUAAAAUUUAUGCAGUCUAUCUACAUCGGCCCUUUUCAGGGCCACAAUAUGUUUUUGGCGAAGAUUAUUCGAUUUCUCCUAUUCCUUAAAUAUCCCGAUCCUCAUUUUAGUCGCAUGAAAUUUCAAUUCUAUUCAUACAAUUAUUAAAUAAAAUUAUUCAUAACGGGAUAUUGAAUUGCGAAAUGAGAAAACGAACAGUCAAAUUAAUUUAUGGAUAUAAUGAUUCGGUUAUUUUAGCAUGCAUUUUUGAUAUUUCUUUUCAUUAAGUACCAAGACCGAAAU
Fopius arisanus is the source of this 627-nucleotide messenger RNA. Its product is annotated as histone H4. NCBI's taxonomy places the organism in Eukaryota, Metazoa, Arthropoda, Insecta, Hymenoptera, Braconidae. The record is from RefSeq and is a predicted model, not a curated record. Gene Ontology annotation, biological process: nucleosome assembly. The coding region runs from base 38 to 349 and encodes 103 amino acids. The transcript has a single exon. Gene Ontology annotation, cellular component: nucleosome. Gene Ontology annotation, molecular function: DNA binding; protein heterodimerization activity; structural constituent of chromatin.